GCCAUCACAACGAUACGAAGAAUAAAUAUUCUGCUCACUCAACGGUCGCUCGUGUGUUUCGCCCCCAACUAGUGCUUGCAUCAUUUUCCCAAUGUGCUCGGCCCCUAGCAUUGCCGUUUGGCUCCUCUUUGCAGCGAUUGUGCUAUCUAUCGUGGCUGUCUCGGUGUCGUCGUGGUCGUACUCGUGGACGUCGCAUGACACGAGCUUCACCACGGGCGUGUGGGGCUUUUGCGUUGACGUGGCCCGCGCGCCCCUGAACUCGACCGACAUCACCGCCUCCCCCCCUCCCCCAUCCAUCGUAACCAAGUGUUUUCCAUUUCACUCUGCGUCGGAUGGCAUUGUGGUCAACCAAACGUCUUUCGUCGAAGCCACGGAGAGCGUGUGCUCGCUGGAUCGAAACGGCCACACGUUUCGCAACUUGGUGGCGCUCACCCCGGACGCCCGCACCACGCGCAUGUACAUCGAACAUUCAUGCGGCAGUCUCGGCUGGGCCAGCCUCAUCUUGGCGGCGUUAGUGCCAGGGCUCAGUGCAAUUGCGCUGGCCUUCUUGGCAGGAUUCUACUAUGCAGGGUACUAUCGGCCCAAGUGGUACCUGUUGGUAUUUGCCACCGUGUUCACGGGGUUUGCGUUUGUGAGUUCGAUUGCAGCGUUUAUCUUGUGGUCGAUCCAGGCCCCGUCGGGUUUGGCCUUCGGGGCACCGUAUUACCUCGAGCUUGCGACGUUUGUCGUGCUAUUUCUCGCGAUGGCGGCGACGAUGUACGGCUGCCGAGUGUUGGGGGACCAAGAUCACCAUUACGAUGGAGGACGUCGGGAUGCCACGAUGGCCACCUACGAGCACCACCUGGCCUCCCCUCACGGCUCCCCUCGGACGAUCGAGGUCAAGUAACGACAAAUAAUAAAUCUUGCACGUG
Aphanomyces astaci is the source of this 911-nucleotide messenger RNA. RefSeq lists its product as hypothetical. Lineage: Eukaryota; Oomycota; Saprolegniomycetes; Saprolegniales; Verrucalvaceae. The transcript has a single exon. Bases 92 to 886 code for a protein of 264 amino acids. The record is from RefSeq and is a predicted model, not a curated record.